Messenger RNA from Saccharomyces kudriavzevii IFO 1802, 639 nucleotides. RefSeq names its product F1F0 ATP synthase subunit 5 (gene ATP5). NCBI's taxonomy places the organism in Eukaryota, Fungi, Ascomycota, Saccharomycetes, Saccharomycetales, Saccharomycetaceae. The coding region runs from base 1 to 639 and encodes 212 amino acids. The record is from RefSeq and is a predicted model, not a curated record. Gene Ontology annotation, biological process: proton motive force-driven mitochondrial ATP synthesis. Gene Ontology annotation, molecular function: proton-transporting ATP synthase activity, rotational mechanism. The transcript has a single exon.
AUGUUUAAAAGAGUAUUUACUAGAUCGUUCGCAUCAAGUUUAAGAGCUGCCGCUUCUAAAGCCGCUACUCCGCCACCGGUUAGGUUAUUCGGCGUUGAAGGCACGUACGCAACUGCUUUAUACCAGGCUGCUGCAAAAAACUCCUCCAUUGAUGCUGCCUUCCAGUCCCUACAAAAAGUUGAGAGCACAGUUAAGAAGGACUCGAAAUUAAGCCAUUUACUUCAGAAUCCCGCAUUGUCGUUGAAUGAUAGAAAUUCUGUAAUUGAUGCCAUCGUGGAGACUCACAAGGGUUUGGAUGGAUAUGUUGUCAACUUAUUAAGGGUUCUUUCUGAAAAUAACAGGCUGAGUUGUUUCGAGCGGAUUUCUUCCGACUUCGGCGUUUUAAAUGAUGCUCACAACGGAUUGCUAAAAGGUACUGUGACAAGUGCUGAGCCGUUGGAUCCUAAGUCUUUCAAGAGGAUUGAAAGAGCUUUGAGCGCAUCUAAAUUGGUUGGGCAAGGUAAGUCCUUGAAGUUGGAAAACGUGAUUAAACCUGAAAUCAAGGGUGGUUUGAUUGUAGAGCUUGAUGGCAAGACUGUUGAUUUGAGUAUCUCCACAAAGAUUCAAAAAUUGAAUAAAGUAUUAGAGGACAGCAUUUAA